Messenger RNA from Wyeomyia smithii (pitcher-plant mosquito), 6261 nucleotides. It is a transcript of the gene flfl, whose product is annotated as serine/threonine-protein phosphatase 4 regulatory subunit 3. Gene Ontology annotation, cellular component: protein phosphatase 4 complex; nucleoplasm. NCBI's taxonomy places the organism in Eukaryota, Metazoa, Arthropoda, Insecta, Diptera, Culicidae. Gene Ontology annotation, biological process: DNA damage response; protein dephosphorylation. The record is from RefSeq and is a predicted model, not a curated record. Gene Ontology annotation, molecular function: protein phosphatase activator activity. Bases 1200 to 4295 code for a protein of 1031 amino acids. The transcript is spliced from 11 exons.
AUUUAUUGAUGAAUCCAAGAUGGCGGUGAAUGUUGUGAUAUCAGUUUCGCGAGCACGUCAAUGAGCGAAUUUUUAGUGCGGAAAAUUGAUUGUUAGCCAAUCCAUCGCGAUAGAACCGGAAGCAGAGGUGCGUAAGCUUGUCGUUAAUGCGUGGAGUUGUGUGCGGAAACGUCACAGAACCGCUAACUGGCCGUCCUUUUGCCGGAAGUGUUAGCUAGCCAGUUUUUCUCCACUGGGUGAAAAAAAAAGUUUCACCUUUACUACUAUGCGGUAGAGUUUUUCAAGUGAAAAAGAAGAAGAAUUUCAGUGUUCCGUCUUAACCAUUUGCCCUUGGUCAUUUAAGGCGAAUAGAGUAAAUGGUAUUCAGCUAUUGUUGAAAAGGUUUUUUCUCUCUCGAAUCAGUGAUCGAUUACCGGUGUGAAUUUCCUAGUUCAAAGAAUUAAAUACGGUGUCCGAUUGUUUCGAACGUGAGACCAAUUAGAAGAAGAGUAAGAAACCUUUAGUCUGGAAGCAAAAGUUUUCUGUGAUUCUGUUACGUGCGCGGAUCGGAUUUUUGACGAGAAGAAAAGUGGUUGGAAAAUAAGUUUCUCAACUGUUUUCAGCCCUUUGAUUCUCGUCUAGCUCCACACAGAUUCCGAUCGUCCAGAGUGCAUACAAUGUCUAAAGUGAUAACGACAGUUCUACCGUACCACGCAUCCAUUUAGAAAAAAAUGUUUCGUUGUGUGUCAUAAACAACAAAACUAUUCCCGCAAAGUAUUCACGCACAAAGUGAACAGAAUCGUGCAAAACAAUAAUCAUCGCCCUGCCGAUGUAUCUAUCAUCAAUAUAUAUGAGUGUUUUUUUAGGCAGUGCCGAACUGUGCAGUUUGAGAAAAGAGGACUGAUAGGCUAUCGACAUAUUUUAAAGUUUUGAAAGCAUUGAUAGAAAAGUGAUUAAAAAUUGAGCAAAGCAUAGGUAAAGUUCAAUACAAAAUUCUGAAGAAGAGGAAGAAAAAAAUUUCCUCGCAUCACCACCAUCGUCACCACCAUCACCACCGUCAUUCUUCGGCAACGGCGGCGGCGACGGCGACGAACAUAACUACCAGCGGCGAUCAACAGCAGCAGGAAGCGCCACCUUCAUCGAGUCGAAACAACAGUACUAGCGGCAGUAGCAACAUAAGUAGCAACUGCACCAAAAACGACCCCGGUGCCAGACGAAACAUGACCACCGACACCAGACGCCGGGUCAAACUUUACGCACUGAACGCAGACCGACAGUGGGACGAUCGGGGCACGGGCCAUGUUACUUCCAGCUACGUAGAUCGAGUUAAAGGUGUUUCUCUACUAGUCCACGCCGAAAACGAUGGCUCCAUGCUGCUGGAGAGUAAAAUUCACCCGGACACCAUCUAUCACAAGCAGCAGGACACACUCAUCGUCUGGAGUGAGGGGGACAAUUUUGAUCUGGCCCUUAGCUUUCAGGAGAAGGCCGGGUGCGACGAGAUAUGGGAAAAAAUUUGUCAGGUACAAGGCAAAGAUCCCUCCGUUGAGAUAACGCAAGAUGUCGUGGAGGAGUCCGAAGACGAGAGGUUCGAGGAUAUGUCCGACUCGGCGCCUCCUAUCGAGCUGCCUCCGUGCGAGUUGUCUCGCUUGGAAGAUAUCUCCGAGGCGAUUGCUAAUGGUCUAACGUCGCAAAUCCGGAAGGAUAAGCUAGCACAGGCAAUCGAAAGCGAGAACUACAUUAAAAAGUUGUUGAAUCUGUUUCACAUUUGUGAAGAUCUUGAGAACCACGAAGGACUACACUAUCUAUACGAGAUUUUCAAAAACAUUUUCCUACUUAAUAAAAACGCGUUGUUCGAGAUAAUGUUCGCGGAGGAUACGAUAUUCGAUGUGGUCGGGUGUUUAGAAUAUGAUCCGACUGGUAAUCCACCUAAGCAGCAUCGACAGUAUCUGAAGCAAUUAGCUAAAUUUAGAGAAGCUAUUCCGAUCCGCAAUACCGACUUGUUGGCCAAGAUACACCAAACGUACCGGGUACAGUACAUUCAGGACAUUGUGCUUCCGACGCCGUCCGUGUUUGAAGACAACAUGCUGAAUACGCUGUCCUCGUUUAUCUUCUUUAACAAAGUCGAAAUAGUCACAUUGGUUCAGGAGGACGAAAAAUUCCUGGACGACCUGUUCACGUUACUAACCGACCCCAAUACGACCGACGCCAAGCGACGGGACAUCAUACUGUUCCUGAAGGAAUUCUGCAACUUUGCACAGUAUCUACAGCCGCAGAGCAAAGAGACUUUCUACAAGACACUGAUCAGUCUGGGUAUCUUGCCGGCGUUGGAAAUUACGCUAGCUAUUAAUGAUAAGAAAACGAAGGCCGCAUCCAUCGACAUUCUGACGACAAUCGUCGAGUACUCGCCGUCAAUUGUGCGCGACUACACACUGCAACAGUACAACAACUCGGACACUGACGAGGAUCAAACUCUCAUUAACAUAGCGAUUGAGCAGAUGUUGUCUGACUCGGAGCCAGAACUGGGCGGUGCUGUACAGCUAAUGGGAGUUCUACGGAUAUUGCUUGACCCGGAGAAUAUGCUAAGCUCGGUGAACAAGUCCGAGAAGUCAGACUUUUUGAACUUUUUUUACAAGCACAGCAUACAAACGUUGACAGCCCCACUACUACUGAACACCCUCACUGAUAAACCGGCAAACGAGGACUACCACACAGUACAGUUGCUCGGUUUGGUGCUCGAGCUGCUGUCUUUCUGUGUCGAACACCACACGUACCACAUUAAAAAUUGCAUCAUCAACAAAGACCUGCUGCGGCGAAUAUUGGUACUGAUGAAGAGUACACACACGUUCCUGGUUCUAGGUGCCCUCCGAUUCUUGCGGAAAAUUAUUGCUCUGAAGGACGAGUUCUAUAAUAGGCACAUCGUGAAGGGUAAUCUGUUCGUAUCUGUGGUGGAAGCUUUCAUACGGAACAACGGGCGGUACAAUUUACUCGAAUCGGCGAUUCUUGAGCUGUUUGAGUUCAUCAAAAUAGAGGAUAUCAAGUCGCUGUAUACAUACUUUGUAGAAACUUUCGGAAAGAUCUUCGACGAUGUGCAGUACGUGCAGACGUUCAAGACUUUGAAAAACAAGUAUGAACAGCAACAGGAUCGGCUCAAAGAGAAGGAAAAGGGCGGUUUAGACAGCGUACCUUCGAUUUUACGAAACAGCAGCCGCUAUCGACGAGAUCAAAGGCAGCUGGACGAGGAGGAAGAGAUAUGGUUCAACGAGGAGGAAGACUUUUCGGACAACAAGGCCGGAUCACCGGAAUUGGACACUAGCUUAGGUAAAAUGUUCGACAAAAAGUCCCCUGAAUCCUCUCCAACGGCUACCUCCGUUAACGGUCCUAAGUACAGCAGUAGUAUCAGCGCCAAUACGACGAAUUCGCAGCAGUCUCCACUAGCGCAGCUCCAGACAAGCCCACCCCUGAAUAAUAACAGCACUGAUAUCAACAGUAAUACCAGCAUCAGCACGUCAUCGGCAGUAACUACAGAAGUGGCUUCCCCCGUUCAUCCACUGGCAGCAGCAGCAGCAGCGGCGGCGGCAGCGGCAGCAUCGGUAAACGUCAAUUCAACGUCCUGCUCGUCCACAUCCUCCUCCCAGUCUUACACUUCUUCCUCAGUCACCACCACCAGUGCCGUUGCGAUCACGGAAAGUCUGCCGCUGACUGAUCCGGAGAGUACACUAUAUUCUGGUGGAAGUAUGCUACACGACAGCUCCCGUGAAGCAUCCACAGUGUCCACUCCCGUAGCAAUCUCCGAUGCAAUAGAGGAGGAACGUAGCUGCAGUCCGGCCAAAUCGUUCGAAGCAACUAAUUCCCAGCAUAGUUCCACCGAUGCCGGUAGCAGCGAUAACAGUAGUUUGGUAAACUGCUCUAACGAACCUUUAGAAUCUCUUGUGGCUCCAGAGCUAGUGCUAGCGGAAUCGGAUCGAUUAUCGCACGACAGCAGCAACAUGCAGCAGCACACGACGGAACAGCCAGAAGAGAAUGUAAGGCAAAAUUGCAACGAAACUGCCAGCGGUGACGUUGCGGAAGGUUGUUCGCCGACCAGCGGCAAUAGCAGCAAUGGUGAUAUUAAAAUGUCGUCGAUGUCCAAAACUGUUGAUUCGGCACCAGACGUUACGAAACCGGAAAGCGACACGGAUACCUCGUCUGUGACGUCGGCCGCAGUUGUAGGAAGCGUCAAAAAGGGUCUCGUUGAUUACGAGGGCGAUUCGGACGAGGAAGACGACGACGACGACGACAGCGAUAGCCCCGUACAGAAGAAAGCACGAAUAGCAUAGCGUCGUAGCUAUCACCAUCAUCUUCCGCUCCAUCGCCACCGACGAGAACAAAAAAUUAACAGCCGUAACCAUAGUAAUAACCACCAGCAGAAUCAUCAUCAUCAUUAUCACCAUCAUCAACAGCAACGUCAACAACCAGCCGAUGUUGAACGUGUUAACGAUACUGACGUUGUAGCAGUGACCGACAGUGAUUUUUUGCUUGCUGCUGAUGCACCAUCCAUAACAACAAGAACCGAAACAACAAGUUAUACAUAAAACUUAUAAAUACAUGUGUAUCUCUAGAGGUAAAAUUCGCUAAAUUAACGGAGAGCUAGCGGGGGAAAGAGUAAGUCUUAAAGUGACAAAAGGAUAUCCAAAAAGGUGGUUUGACGCAAAAGUACACUCGUUUCCUUUUUUGUUUAGGAAAAAGCAGUAGUGUUUAGGAACAGAAGACGCAAACAAUUUUUAAUUAUUAUACUGGAUAAUAAUUAAAGCUGUAAUUUAAUUAAAUGAAAAAAAAAAUCGGAAAAAACUGAGUACAGAUAAGUCUUAUUAAUAUCAAUACAAAAACAAACAAAAAAAACAGCACCUAAAACCGCGAGAAAACUACUACUUCUAUGAUUACUAUUACCGCUAAGAGUUAAGGUUCGUCUUGCAGGGCGGAAAACUUCUCGCGGCAGAACGGUAUGAACGAUAAUAACUGAGAAACGAAAACCUUUCCCGAUGCGAUGCAUGAGAAUGAUACUAAUUUGGACGUUCAAUUGUAAAAACAAAUCUUCAAUUUGUAGACCGCUGGGUUGCUGCUAACUCUAAAGAAGGCCAAUCACAGAGACAAAAUCAGUAGCUUUUCUAGCAGUAUUUUCGUUGUUUGGCAAGAAACGGAGGCCCACUAAAAAAACUGCCAAAAUCUGGCAAACUUUCUGUCAUUUAUGUAUUUUGUGAGAAACAACACAAAGUAAAAAAAGAAAAAAGCACACCAGAGAAAAAAUUAAACUAAAUCCGGCAAAAUAGUUGGACUAUUGGACAUAUAUAAAUUGAAUACGAUUAUAAGUUGAAAACUGGAGUUAAAACAUGUUAGACUUUUAAGAACAGGUGACAAAAAUGUAAAUCUAAAGCAACUGCGAUAGCGUUGGCCAACUGAAAGGUUCUUUUCCUGAUUUUCUCAGUUAGGACUCGGGGAAUUUUUCCUUUGAACGCGGAUUUUACUCACUAAGUUUACGAUGGUUCACUUUUGUGCGGAAAGACUCUUUCCUUGGUUGGUCUUCAUCUCAUUCUGUUGAAUAAAAAAAAUUAAGGAGAAGGCAGGUAGAAUCGAACGCUUCCACUUGCUUUUUCCUUACGCAUUUGAAUAAACUUUGUUUUCUCUGCCAACAUCUCUAGCUCAGGGAGAGGAUUCUCCAUCGGAAUUAUCCUCUUUCAGACCUAGUCAGAUGAUGGAGUGAUCGAGAUUUGGUUCUGUUUUCCCAUCAUUUGCUGUAAAUAGUAGUUACUUUACUGUAAUUAGCGCUAAGCCAAAUUCUCGUAGGAAAUAUAUAAAAUUGAAAUUAUACGAAUUAUUGCUAGGUAAGUCGAGAUGUAAAUGUUUGAUGAAAAUCAUUAAUCACUAGACUGGUAAAUAAAUUUCUAGAUCCCGGCUCCUUUGGCCGCCAAUCUAUGCAAUGCAUUCGGUUUUCCUUCUCGCUUCAUAACGUAAGACCUCACAUAAGUAAAGAGUCUUUUUGCUGAGAUGUUGUAGAGAACGCUUUGUUUGCUUCCAACGGCACCAACCAGCAGUAAUCAGUUGCGUAUGGCGUAAUUAGGCUCCCUAUUAUGGAUUGUGCGUUGAAUACGACGACAAACAUCUAUCUACCAGAUUCACAGGGUGGGAGAAAUAUUACUGACAUGAUGGAACAAAAAAUGGGAUUAGGAAAAAAAUACAACUUUUUACGAGAGCAGAAGUGAGAUAAAACAGUGAAUGAGGAGGAAAAUAUACAAAAAAUCUAUGAAA